Messenger RNA from Heterotrigona itama, 1191 nucleotides. Lineage: Eukaryota; Metazoa; Arthropoda; Insecta; Hymenoptera; Apidae. The record is from the annotation of a GenBank genome assembly.
AUGAAAAAUCAGCUUGUCAUAUUUUUAUCAUUAUGUGCUGUUUCUUCUGCGAUUUCGUUCGAUUUUAGAAAAUUAUUUCGUCGUAAUAAAGAAUCCAAUUCCAACAACGAACUCAAUACACUGCAGAUGAUAAGAAGAGAGGGUUAUCCAGCUGAAGCUCACGUAACGUUAACGGAAGAUGGUUAUCUGUUGACGAUGCAUCGCAUUCCAGGAAAACCUGGAUCUUCUGCGAUUUUUUUACAACACGGUGUAUUAGGUAGCUCUGCAGAUUGGGUUAUGCUUGGGAAAGGAAAAGCUCUCGCUUAUUUAUUAGCCGAUCAGGGUUACGAUGUAUGGCUUGGAAAUUUUCGUGGUAAUACAUAUUCAAGAGCGCACGUGUCCAUAUCUCAGGAAGAUUUAAAGUUCUGGGACUUUAGUUGGCAUGAGUCAGGUAUCUAUGAUCUACCGGCGAUGAUCACUUACAUUGUAAAAUUGAAGGAGAAUUUUUUGAAAGCGUAUAUUGGAUUCUCAAUGGGUACAACGUGUUUCUACGUGAUGGCUAGCGAACGGCCGCAAAUAGCAAGACUGUUGCAAUCAACAUACAGUCUUGCUCCAGUAGUGUUUAUGAAACAUGUAACAAGUCCUUUACGGUAUUUAGCCCCGUUAGCAGAUGAUUAUAAGGUGAUCUUCUCCCUAUUCGGUGAGGGUGAGUUUCUACCGCAAAAUUAUGUUGUAAAAUUCUUAUCAAAAUAUUUAUGUAUCGCUCAAUUUUGGGAGGAAAAAAUUUGUGUUAAUUCGCUGUUUAUUCUUGUUGGAUUCGACAGAGCGCAAUUUAAUUAUACGCUGUUGCCUGUAAUUUUGAACCAUACACCGGCUGGUACAUCUUCUAAGACCUUGAUUCAUUAUGCUCAAGGAAUAAAAUCUGGAGAAUUCAAACAGUACAACUAUGGCGUAAAGCGAAAUAUGGAGAUUUAUAAUAGUAGUGAACCACCUAAGUACAAUUUAUCAAAGAUUACAAUGCCGAUCACAUUGUUUUGCGGCAAUAAUGAUUGGUUGUCUAGUCCUAUUGAUGUGAUGCAAUUAAGCAACGAAUUACCAGAAAAACCAAUUAUUUAUAAAGUGCCAUUUGCGAAGUUUAAUCAUAUAGAUUUUCUUUGGGCUAUAGAUGCUUUUGAACUAGUCUAUAAAAAAUUGCUUGACAUGCUGAACUAG